Molecule: messenger RNA, 4588 nt
Organism: Pteropus alecto (black flying fox)
Lineage: Eukaryota; Metazoa; Chordata; Mammalia; Chiroptera; Pteropodidae
Gene: SLC1A4
Product: solute carrier family 1 member 4
Exons: 8
Coding region: 302-1900 (532 amino acids)
Biological process (GO): L-serine transport; L-glutamate transmembrane transport
Cellular component (GO): plasma membrane
Molecular function (GO): L-threonine transmembrane transporter activity; L-aspartate transmembrane transporter activity; symporter activity
Source: RefSeq, a predicted model, not a curated record
AUCAGCGUCCAUCCUAGCGGCUCCCUAAUUGCAUCAUCACCAGCCCGCGGCUGUUGUGGGAAGGCUGGGCGCGGCGCGAUCCGCUGAGCCGAGGCUCCAGCCUCUCUCCCGCGCCUCUCCUGGCCCUCUCCGCACCUGCUCCUGCGCCCAGGCCGUGAAUCUCUCGUAGGUCGGCUCCCAGAACCCGCGGGGCACAGCUAGUGGACCUCGCCUGCUACGCCUGAGCCAGUCAUUGAAAAUCCGGUCUUUUACUAGAGCCCAAGUCCCCCGCCUCCUUCAGCUCCGAGCCGCGGUCAGCGCCAUGGAGAAGAGCAGUGAGACCAACGGCUACCUAGACAGCGCCCAGGCUGGGCCUGCAGCGGGACCUGGCGCUCCCGGGACCGCGGCGGGACGCGCGCGGCGCUUCGCUGGCUUUCUGAGGCGCCACGCUCUGGUGCUGCUCACCGUGUCUGGGGUGGUGGCGGGCGCCGGCCUGGGUGCAGCGCUACGUGGGCUCGGACUUAAUCGCACGCAGGUCACCUAUCUGGCCUUCCCUGGAGAGAUGCUGCUCCGCAUGCUGCGCAUGAUAAUCCUGCCGCUGGUGGUCUGCAGCCUGGUGUCGGGCGCCGCCUCCCUGGACGCCAGCUCUCUCGGACGCCUGGGCGGCAUCGCCAUCGCCUACUUUGGCCUCACCACGCUAGGCGCCUCGGCGCUCGCUGUCGCUUUGGCGUUCAUCAUCAAGCCAGGGUCUGGUACGCAGACCCUUCAAUCCAGCGACCUGGGGCUGGAGGAGUCGGGGCCCCCUCCAGUCCCCAAAGAGACAGUGGAUUCUUUCCUCGACCUAACAAGAAACCUGUUUCCUUCAAAUCUUGUGGUUGCAGCUUUUCGAACGUAUGCAACUGAUUAUAGAGAGGUGAUCCACAACACAAGCACUGGAAACGUAACCCGUGAAAAGAUCCCCAUUGGAACUGAGAUCGAAGGGAUGAACAUUUUAGGGUUGGUCGUCUUUGCUCUUGUGUUAGGAGUGGCCCUAAAGAAACUAGGCUCUGAAGGAGAAGAGCUCAUUCGUUUCUUCAAUGCCUUCAACGAGGCAACGAUGGUGCUGGUGUCCUGGAUUAUGUGGUACGUGCCUGUAGGCAUCAUGUUCCUUGUUGGAAGCAAGAUUGUGGAAAUGAAGGACAUCAUCGUGCUGGUGACCAGCCUUGGGAAAUAUAUCUUCACAUCUAUAUUGGGCCAUUUUAUUCAUGGAGGAAUUGUUUUGCCACUUAUUUAUUUUAUUUUCACACGAAAAAACCCAUUCAGGUUCCUCCUGGGCCUCCUCACACCAUUUGCCACAGCAUUUGCCACCUGCUCCAGCUCAGCAACUCUUCCCUCUAUGAUGAAGUACAUUGAAGAAAACAAUGGUGUAGACAAGAGGAUCAGCAGGUUCAUUCUCCCCAUCGGAGCCACUGUAAACAUGGAUGGAGCAGCCAUCUUCCAGUGUGUGGCCGCGGUGUUCAUUGCCCAGCUCAACAAUGUAGAGCUGAAGGCGGGACAGAUUUUCACGAUUCUAGUGACGGCUACAGCGUCCAGUGUUGGAGCAGCAGGCGUGCCAGCUGGAGGGGUCCUCACCAUCGCCAUUAUCCUGGAGGCCAUUGGGCUGCCCACUCAUGACCUCUCUCUGAUUCUGGCUGUGGACUGGAUUGUGGACCGUACCACCACCGUGGUGAAUGUGGAAGGGGAUGCCCUAGGUGCGGGCAUUCUCCACCACCUGAAUCAGAAGGCAAUGAAGAAAGGGGAGCAGGAACUGAGCGAGGUAAAAGUGGAAGCCAUUCCCAACUGCAAGUCAGAGGAGGAGACGUCGCCUCUGGUCACACACCAGAACCCUGCUGGCCCUGCAUCCAGCGCCCCGGAACUGGAAUCAAAGGAGUCAGUUCUGUGAUGAGGCUGGGCUUCGGGCUUGCCUGCCAGCGGUGGUGCCUGCCCUGUCAGUCCAGCCACCGGAUACCAGGCAUCAGACACUAGGCACCACCCUCACCAACUUUAGCCUCCUGGGCAAAAAUUUGGCCCCGUCACUGGUUUGAGGAUCACUUCUUGGCACAGGCACUGGGCUUCCCAGCAGGAACUGGUUACCGAGGACCAGGACACUCUGAUAUUAAGCUUGAUCCAUGUCCAGGUACAACUGUGUGUGCACCGGGCUCUUUGAAACGUACCCUUGAGCUGCCAGACUCUGGAAAAUAGGCUCUUGGGGACCUGAUGGUUAAAGCUUGGAAAAAUGCAGAUGUACUCUUCAUUGCACCUAGUCACUCUGCAUUGGGUACUUUCUGGGAAAACCUGGGGGUUUUGCAGUCAUCUGUCACAUUGCCUUGUGAGCCACAGUAAGUGGAAAAAUUCUUAAAUUCUUAGCUGUGGCUGGAAUUCACUGAGCUAGGACUCAAGAUGUUAGAGUUUGUGCUACAACUAGGUGCAGCUGGCUUCUGGUUUGCUGGUUGGUGGUGGGCUACAGGCACUGCACAUUGUCAAGUUAGAAAUAUUUUAGAUGAUGUUAACACUGCUGGGUUCUCUGGUCAGUGGCAUUAAGUAAACAAUCUAAAUUCUGAAGUCAACAAAAGAAGGUGAGUACAGCCUGCAGUGAGAAGGGAGGCAACCUAAUCAGGACAAGACGCACGCAUGCACGCAAGCACGCACGUCCCCAUUCUCAUCUCAGCCAUGGGGAAGUUUUUGGCUUCCGUGACCUGGGCCACUGACAACACUGUAGCUUUAUCUCCAUCCAUUCUAAUUUGGCAACAGGACAGAGAGGGGCCUCUUCCUCUGGGGAAGUGUGAUGUGGUCAUCACAAUUCAGCACCUGAGUUGGUUUAUCAAUUUACUAUUUUAAUUCAACUAGGCCUUCCCUAAAACACUGUAUUCUGGCAGUAAUAAUAAUAAUGGUAAUAAAUUUUAAAAACCCAAGCCCCCAGAUGUCCUAGCUUUGGCUGAUUUCCACAGACUUAGUUUCCUUUCUCGAUACUACAUUAAAGUUUAAAAUUAUAAGCCAAAUGUCCACAUUCCUCCAGAUAUCAGCUGGAUCACAGUUGAGUGGGCUUUAUAGAGAAGACCGGUGUUGCCAGUAACAGGAAAGACCUCUGAGGCAUAGUACUGCUACGUCACUGUGGCUGUUGGUGUGUAUCUGAGGUGCAACCUGCAGUGAGUCUCGGGGCCUCACUUUACCCCAUUUGUAAAAUGGGGCUGAUGUCACCUGCCUUUUACCUACCUCAGAGGGAUACGGUGUGGUGAACUGAGUGAGUCCAUGAAGACGACCGUUUCACUUCUUCAAUAUCAAGUGCUAACAUCUCUAUACCACGCUUUUCUUAUUUUUUACCUAAGUGAUGCUUUUCUGCAGGGAGGCCUCCAUUUCCUGACGAAGACAGCUUUUACGAGCAGGACUUUGUUCUCUGUGUGCAUUAGCCACUUUUAUCACACCGGUUAUCCUCUUUGUAGUUACGUGCUAGCAUCAAAGGCAGCCUCUUCCUGAUGUCCUUCAAGUGUUCAUGAAUUAAUUACCCCACCUUCCAUCGCAUUUCCGGGUACUUGACUUCCCUGUGACUCCCAGACCUAGGCACCAUUUCUGCCACCCCACAAUAAGUCAUCAAAGCUCCCAAACUUUCAGCCUCUUUCAUUCCCUUGUUUUCCGUUGCUGUGGUUUUGCUGUCGCCCAGGCCCUACGGAAGGGGAACACACCAUUAUGAUGCGUGUCCCAUUGUGAUGAGAAUGGGCCGACAGGACAGAGACAAUCAAGCUCCUCCAUUAUAAAAUUAGGUGCCUGUGCCUGAGAGAAAGGGGUGGGGAAGAGCCAUGGGGCACAGAGCCAACCCAACCCAAUCGGUGGGAAGGCCAGCUCCCUCCCAUUCUUUAAACUAGCUAAGCCACUCCAGUCUCCUGUAAAGCCAGGAGUGACCAGGAACUGAGCUGAGAGGUGCCAGAAACCUUUACCCUCUGGCUAGAGCUUGCUGCUGUUACCUUUUUGUUUUCUAAGGGGAAACAGUCUCAUUGUUUGAUUCCAAACUGCAAGUGAACAUUCACUACUUUUCAGGCCUUAGUAUAUUUCGUCUUUCCUUCUUCCACGUAUAUAUGGCUAUAUAUGCAUACAUAUACAUUAUGUACGUAUAUAUUAUUUUAGCUCCAAGCAAGUUUGAGUUUGAUUGGAAGUGAAAUAUAACUGUAAGGUGUGUGGCUUUGGCAUCCUUGUUUUCCUGUUUGUAAUGGUGAAUUUCACAAAACAUGGAAAUGAGAGCUGGACAAGACCCAGUGACUGUACAUCCUCUGUCCUGGACCUGGAAAGGCAACAAAUAGAGUGCCGUGGCCUGGAGAAGGGUUCCUCCGUACAAGUCCAGAUGGCCAGCAUUCCCCUGCCCCUGGGAGGGAGGAGGUGCUGUUUUUCUUCCUGUUUCUCAGUCCACAAGUGGAAUCGGACCAAGCGUGACCUGGCUGAGGAAAAUCCUUUCAUAUUGUUCGAAGAUGUCUCCCCCAUUAUGCUCUUCUAACAUGUCGUAAAUACUGUUCAAAUACUGUUCAUCUCUGACCGUUUGUAUGCGUGACAUUUGCCUUAAACAUAGCAGCCCUCAAAAAGGAAUACAGUAUUUCUACUGGGA